Lachnellula hyalina is the source of this 1161-nucleotide messenger RNA. RefSeq lists its product as uncharacterized. The coding region runs from base 1 to 1161 and encodes 386 amino acids. The record is from RefSeq and is a predicted model, not a curated record. The transcript has a single exon. NCBI's taxonomy places the organism in Eukaryota, Fungi, Ascomycota, Leotiomycetes, Helotiales, Lachnaceae.
AUGAUGAACCCAGGACAUUGGGAUAGAGCCCCAUUGGGCUAUUCAACGGUGGAAACUCUGCUAGACGACGUGUCCAAACAGAUGUCAAUGUCGAACCUCACACGACUUGCAAGGGGGUCGAAUGGGCAAAGAACAAGUUCAACGGCGGGUUCUAUGAGGGUUGCGAAACCAAACAGUACCAGCAACAGCCCCCGAGGGUCGAUAGGGUUGGGAAGACGGAGAACAGUGAUGGCUGAUUACCCAUAUCGACGGAGGGUGACCCCAAUGGACCAGAAUGUGGCGGCAUCUACAUCUACUGGAUUUGUCUCGAAUGAUGGUCUUCAAGUUCCCUCGACAUCGAAUCGGCCAGUGAGCUGGCAUCCUUCUUCCUAUCAAACUCAACAACACUAUCAGCCCUCCUAUCCGACAGCCUUCGAAUACAACAAUCAAGCACAAUUCAUGAACAUCCCUCCGACUUCAGCUGUAUAUUCUGCAUACACAUCGCCUUCAUCAACUUUCUCCCCACUAUCUGCUCCAUAUACUGGCUACGACCAACAACAAACACAACAACAAUACAACUUCCAGCAGACUUCCGUGCCUUCUCAUUCGACCUCAAGUUACGCAUUCUCGCAACCCGACAUGAUGGAACAACACAUGCAAAACUACAGCGCAGUUCCCGCGCAGGAUGUAGACCAAACAAUGUACUCACACUUCGAUUGGAGCAAUUUUGCUACAAACGGUUUCGAAGGCUCCACCGCGCCACCCACACCUGAUGAUCUUCUUCCAAUCCAAAUUGCUCAGCCCAACUUCACCGCUGAAGAGUCGAUACCAUAUCAGUCUCUUUCAGACCUUGAGGACACGAGUGAUGAUUUGAUUGGAUUAGGACUAUAUGACACUCCUGAGGCCGCAAAGUCACCCCCACAAGACCCUCAACUAGACAACUAUCGGACCGCAAUGAUGUCUCAACUUGGUUCCGCAUACCGACGGCCUGAGUCUGCUGGAAAGGGGCUGAAGCUUGAGGAAACUUGGGAACCUCCUAGUGAGGACGAGAAGGAUGAAGACGACGAGACAGACGAUGAGCAAGAUGGAGAGGCAGAAGAUGAUGAUGAGGUCAAAGAGAACAAUACGGUUUCAUAUCCGAUACAAGGAGCCCAGCAGUUUGGCCACAGCGGAUGGCUAUAG